AGACGUGACUCCUACCGAUUUAAGCUCUUAAUGGCCGUUGGCUCUCCGUCGGGAACUGGUUGUUGAGCUGUACACCUCGUUGCUAGGCCCCGGAAGUUUCUCAAACAAGAUGUCGCUUUCCUAGGGCGGUAACGGCGUAUAGAGUUGGGGAGGGGUGGUGGGAGAAGAGGAGCCGCUCUGAACCAUGCUAGGGAAUUGUGGGUCCGUGUGUGAGGAGGCCCGGCUUUGCUGGACCGCGGUGCGAGCCCGCACCGGGAAGUGUGCCUGUGCCAGGCCGAAAACUACAUUUCCCAGCAUCCUCGCGGUGCUAGAACUACCUUGCCCGAAAGCGUGAGCUCAUUCAUCUAGUCUUUCGCCCCUUCCCGCCGGCCGGAAAACCGAGGGCAUGUGGAGUCGCCGGGUUUGGCUGCUCCUGCGGUCUGAAGGCAGCGGGGGCCGCCGGGCUUCAACUCCCCGCGGGCGUUUCUCGCUGGCCCUGCCGAGAGACUUCUUCACCACCACAACCAAGGAAGGAUAUGAUAUGAGGCAAGUGGACAUAACUCCUUUAGGACAAAGGAAAUUAACUUUUGAUACCCAUGCACUGGUUCAGGACUUGGAAGCUCAUGGAUUUGACAAAGCACAAGCAGAAACAAUUGUAUCAGCAUUAACCACCUUAUCAAAUGUCAGCCUGGAUACUAUCUAUAAGGAGAUGGCCACUCAAGCUCAACAGGAAAUAACAGUACAACAGCUAAUGGCUCAUUUGGACUCCAUCAGGAAAGACAUGGUCAUCCUAGAGAAAAGUGAAUUUGCAAAUCUGAGAGCAGAGAACCAGAAAAUGAAAACUGAAUUAGAACAAGUUAAGCAACAACUGAUAAAUGAAACUAGUCGAAUUAGAGCAGAUAAUAAACUGGAUAUCAACCUGGAAAGGAGCAGAGUGACAGAUAUGUUUACAGAUCAAGAAAAGAAACUUAUGGAAGCAACCACAGAAUUUACCAGAAAAGAUACCACAACCAGAAGUAUUAUUUCAGAGACUGGUAACAAAAUUGACACUGAAAUUGCUUCUUUAAAAACGCUGAUGGAGUCUAAUAAGCUUGAGACAAUUCGUUAUCUUGCAGCCUCAGUGUUUACUUGCCUGGCAAUAGCACUGGGAUUUUAUAGACUCUGGAAGUAACAGUGAAACUACUAUAUUGUGCUCCUACUCCUACUAUUGACUUCUUAAAAAACACUAUGGAUUUACUUUGGACGUUGAAAGUUGCAGCAGAAACAACACAAGAUUAUGUAAAGUACAUACGGACUGAAAGGAAAUGUUUUAGAAUGGGAAGGUAUUUUGUCUUUUUUUUUAUAUACGUCUUUAUUAUGCUGAAAAGAUGCCAUUCAAAACCUGAUUGAUUUGAGAUAGAAGGGCCUUUUGUCUUUAUCCUUUUGAUAGCUGGAACCAGGGUUUUCUUUUGUUAGCUUAAACAACUGUCAAUCAUAUAAGAUUUCUUUGGUAUCUGCUGCAAAUUUGAAAACUAUUCCCAAGCCUACAUACUUGUUACUGUAUUCAGUUUUCCUGCAAACUGUUGCACAACUACCUUUUUAUAUAAAAUACUAUUAUAACAAAGUUGUUUGCAUUUUAAGAGCAACUUAUCCUAUAGCUGGAGUUUGAUUUUUUUUUGUAAUGAACUAAAACAAUACAUUUUAAAAUAAUGUGUGCCCUACUGCAAGUGUAUGACACUCAGUAUGAAAUCUAUAGAGUUGCUUAAUCUUAAACUCAUUACAUAUAUUUUAAAAAAGCUUUUUUAGAGGACGUAAUUAGACAUAUUUAUUUACUUAUUUUUUAAGUGGAGGUUCUGGGGAUUGAACCUAGGACCUUAUGCAUGUAAGGAAGGCACUCUACCACUGAGCUAUCCCCUCCCCAUAUUUUUAAAUUUUUUGAUUCACAAAAACCAGUUUAUCCUUGCUUUUCAGGAACCCAUUGUAAAUUUAUUACAUGAAAGAAAGCUUUUGAAAAUUCAGCACAUGUCUUGAUAUAUAAUCCCUACUCAAGAAAAUCAUGGAAAAUUUCAUGUUUUCGUUUUGUUUUUACUGGCCCUAUUUUUUUUUUUAGAUAAUAAUGUCUAUUAAUAGUAUAUAUGUAGUUUCAAGGAAAGUACACAAUACUGUUUUCAUCUCAGACAUUCAGUUUUAUCCAGAUCAAGAAGCCAAGGCCAGGAAGUGCUAAACAUUUCAAAAGAUUUCAUAAUGCCUUGGCAACAGCUUUAAAAGUUUGAUAAUCCACAAGUUAUUCAAAAUGAUCCCCAUCAUUUGUUUAGUAAAUAGGAAAUCUGAAGUAUAGGGCAGUCAAAAGACCAACCUGUACAGUCCAAGUGAGAAUCAGAGGCCUUCCAACUAAAUUUUCUUCAAAGAUCUAACCACUGAGUUGUUUUCAGAACAAAACUCUCUAUGUUAUAACAUUAUUUUGUUGCAUUCUGAUUCAUUUUUAUCUCAGAAGCUUUUGCCUAAGAAAAUUCUUGGCACAUUGUAGACUUUUUAUUGGAUUAAUAAAUAAAGACCAAAAAGUUUGCAUUGUAACAAA
This is a messenger RNA of Camelus dromedarius (Arabian camel), 2536 nucleotides long. It is a transcript of the gene CCDC90B, whose product is annotated as coiled-coil domain containing 90B. Gene Ontology annotation, cellular component: mitochondrion. The coding region runs from base 386 to 1150 and encodes 254 amino acids. The transcript has 9 exons. The record is from RefSeq and is a predicted model, not a curated record. NCBI's taxonomy places the organism in Eukaryota, Metazoa, Chordata, Mammalia, Artiodactyla, Camelidae.